Rhagoletis zephyria (snowberry fruit fly) is the source of this 4112-nucleotide messenger RNA. Its product is annotated as dedicator of cytokinesis protein 4-like. Gene Ontology annotation, cellular component: cytoplasm; plasma membrane. Gene Ontology annotation, molecular function: guanyl-nucleotide exchange factor activity; small GTPase binding. Lineage: Eukaryota; Metazoa; Arthropoda; Insecta; Diptera; Tephritidae. Gene Ontology annotation, biological process: small GTPase-mediated signal transduction. The record is from RefSeq and is a predicted model, not a curated record.
UUUCCCGCGGCACAGAUUUUAACCAACAAUAGUCCACCAGAUAACUCGAUUCUCACUGCAGCAGAACAAUACAUACAAAUUAGUAAUGUACGACCAGUUGGCGAUGCGCAGGCCUUAAAGACGGCAAUGGUGCCAGUACCGGAGAAAAUUGCUAGAUUCUAUGAGGUCAACGAUGUGACACGCUUCAUCUACGAUCGCCCCAUCUAUAAAGGUCCUAUCGAUAAGGACAACGAAUUUAAAUCGCUGUGGAUCGAACGCACCAAAUUGGAAAUAUCCAAUCAACUGCCCGGUAUUUUGCGCUGGUUCGAAGUAAAACAUAAGUCAGUACAUGAAAUUACCCCAGUAGAGUUUGCAUGCGAGACAAUGAAUAAUGUCGGCAAAGAAUUAUGGGAUCUCAUUGUACAGUAUCGUACUGAACCAAAACGUAAUAUAAAUCCUUUUUCGAUGCGCUUACAAGGCAUAAUCGAUGCAAAUGUCAUGGGUGGUAUAAGCAAAUAUCAAGAGGCAUUUUUCUCGGAACAAUUCCUGAAGUCGCCACAAGGUCAUGGCCAACAAACAAAUGUGCAAAAAUUAAAGGCUCUCAUAUUAGAGCAAAUACAAGUACUCGAGCAGGCUUUGGAACUACACGGCACAUUGGCGCCACCCAACGUACAGCCACUACAUAAUCGUUUACUUGAACGCUUCUCGCAGUUAAAACAAAGUUUAUCAGGUCUGGGCCGGCUGAAGCGCCAACAUUCGGAGAGCAUAGUUAAUACACCCUUGCCACCACUGCCAACCGAAAAACGCACAAUGAGCCUGGGGAAUCCCAGCUUAAAUACUGGCUCGUCAAAUUAUUAUGGAGUCUAUGAGCAAGAUGAUAUAUACACGCGCCCGGGCGACACGUUACGGCCAGUCGAAUCUGGCCAUUCAUUGCUGAACUCAUACCAAACGCUAAGCAAUGAGAGCAUGAGUAUACCGGAAAUCACGCGUGAUAAAGUACCACCUGUACCGAAUCGUCCGCGUUCGCAGAAUUUCAUGCCUGCCAUGGAUGGCCCAGAAGUGCCACCUAAGCGUAAUGCCAAUCAAGUGGGUUCACCCAGCGCACCUCCACUACCGCCGCGUGGCAUAACGCCCGACAAGCGCGCUUCAAAUCCUAGUGCCAUAAAUGAUUUCAGCAGUAGUCAGUAUCCCUCAGCUGGCUCAAUGCCACGGCGCCCUUUGUCUGCCCAUCACCAGCAACAACAACAGCAUGAGCAUGGUCAGAAGUAUUCAGUGGUAGAUAUCAGCUUCGACGACCCUGAAGCGGAUCAAGCUCCCCACUCUCUAACAAGUGUAGGUGAGACGGCGCAGCUUAAUGUGAUCGGGUAUGGACCAAAUGAUUUUCGAGAUUCAGGCAUCUCAACAACAAGUUCGCACGAUCUUAAUAAUUUGAAUAAUCUCAGUGAAGAGUCUUCAUCCAAUUCAGUGAGCACGGUGCAUCAUCGCGACCACUGCCGCUUGAUAUCGAAUGGAAGCAUGGACAGCGCCUACACCAUCAACACUACGCUCAAUAUAAAUCAUCGUGAAAACUCGGCCAGCUCAUUCGAUAUGGACGAUCUGCCAAUGCCGCCGCCACCUCCCAUACCUCCCAAGUCAUUGAAUAUUAUCGCAACCGCGGACUCUUCUUCACUUGAAGAGCAGCAUUCAACAAAUCCCAACACAAUUCAAAAUCAAAAUCAUACUGCAUCAAAUCAUUCUCAUGCACUGAAUCACCCAAAUCAUUUAUCACAACAUUCAACUCACAAUCACAGUCAAAGUCACCAACAGAACGGUAUUGGUGCUAGUGAUAACUAUAUAACACCUAAGAAGAGUGACGCCGCCAGUGGCGACAACGCUAGCGCCAGUGAAUCUCACAAUGAUGGCGGCACUUUUUGAGUUGCAAUAUGUCGCUGCCAUCAACCGCUGCUUCGCCCAGCAGCACCUCUACCGCUCCCAUCGGCCACAACGACCGAAACUGAAACUGAGACUUCAUCAACCACACAAACGCCCUCACCAACACCACCACCACCUCCACCUUUACUUCGCUCGCAUGCGUCACAUGUUGCGUUCUCACCCGGCCAAACAUUACGCCUACCUACCACAAAUUCGACAACCACUUCAUUAUCAUUACCAUCAAACGCAUCUCAACUGCAUUCAUCGUAUACACUAAAUCGUCGCUACAAUCAUUACCAUAGCACACAUUAUUGCCAUGAAUGCCUCUCCUCACCAUCACCACCGCCCAGUGCGGUGGCUACCAUAACCGAACAGGCAGUGGUCCAUGCGUCCUCAUCCUUAUCCUCGUUGGUUACACCGCCACCGCUACCACCAUUGCUGCCGCUUUCAAUGCCAUUGGCGCAAAACGAAACAGCGCCACCGGCAGCCUUGUUGGAGCAUUGUUCCUGUGGUUUAACAUUUACUGUAGAACCUGAGACUAUUUACGAACUGUCACCACAACCCACGGUACACUUUGAGCUACCCUCACAAUCUACCACGCAAUAUGGCAGUCAAAGUGUAUAUAGUAGUAGUAGUAAUAUGUAUGAAUAUGAACAAACGACAACGAACGAUUCGAGUGAGGAUUACGCUGAGGCUGGUAAAAUGCAAACCCAAACAACACAUAUUCAUGCGCACUGCUGUCAGCAUGCGCGUUCCAAUGCGCAUGCGCAAACUGAAUUCUCAUUUGAUCAGCGAUGAUUUAGAGACGUGAAAAUGCAGACAGCGGUGAUGACGGUGACACGCGCGUAGUAGGAUAUAGGGAAAAGAAAGUAUAGAUAUCAAACAAAUUUAAUGGAUCAUAAAACAUUAUAACGUAAGAUAAGUACUCAGUAACAAGUGGUAAACACUUAUAAAUAGGUGACAAGUUGGAAAGAUGAAGUUUACAUUUUCAUAUAAUUUAGUUUUGAAAUAUUGUGUUUAUGUUGUUCUUAUAGUUUUGAACUUCGUAAAUAUUUAUUAGCUACUACCUUCUCAAAUACACAAUCUACUUAGGUCAAGUAAACAAAUUUUUUACAUUAAAAAGAGAAUUUAUUUCGAAAACAACGAAAAAUUGCAUACAUAUGUAUGUAUGUGGUCCUACAAUCGAUUGUCUUAUACAGUAUCGUUUACAGAAAAUCAUUGUAGUACUUCAUUCACUAGUCGAUCGGAAAAAAUUAUGUCCGAGUGUGCUUACCUUAGCAUCGCUUUCUCAAGUAGGUUCUAAAUGUAUCUGCUCUUCAAGUAUAUUUUUUCAGAACAAAAUCUGAAGAUAAAUUUUAAAACCUACUUGAGAAUACGGCCCUCACAGAUCACUCAUAUUCCAGCAAAAGCUAAAGCAAUAUUUUGUGGUUGUAAUAUGUUUAUGGCAACCAUUUUUCAUAUACCUAAAAUUUAGAAAGCAAAGAUCAAAGUAACAAAGUUUAAGGAAUAAAUAGUUAAAUACAUUAGCCUGUUCCCGUACAUCACGAUUUGCAGGAUUUACAGGAACAGCUGUUUUCGCCUUUAAUAAACCUUAUGUGAACGUGUUGUACGGGAACGACUUUGGAUUAAAUCCUGCAAAAGCUGCCAAUCGUAGACAUUCUGGAACGCACUAAAUAUGUAUUUAAAAAUGUACGUGUAUCUGCUUGCUUGGAUAGGCGGCCAGUGGACAGUUAACAGGUAGCAUUUAGGAAAGGUACGUCAUAAAGUAUGUAGAUAUAUGUUUUACUGAAUAUUGUUAAAAAAUCAAGAUUCAGUAUUGCCAGACACUUUCUGAUGGCAGCUGAGUUCGUAAUAAUUCACUAGCGGAUAAAUUCAUUUCAAUUAUUCGUUUAUUAUUUUGUAUGAAGUAUGAGCUAGAAAUUAUGUAUGAUACUCAUACGCCGUGUGUGCACGCGUUUGGUGAAACUUAAUAGAAAAAUAAAAGCUAUACAUAGAUAGCGUGAACUUUAACUUGUCUGGCGAGUGCUACCGUCAACGGAAAGUGUCUGGCAAUAUUAAAUAUUGAUUUUUCGCAGUAUUCAGUAAAACAUAUGUACAUAUAUAAAAACCAGCGCGUCGACUCUAACAAAGGUAAAUCACGUUUUUACGUACCUUUUCUACCUCCCAAUUUGCCCAAUGACUUCUGACUCGUUCUGGUGAACAAUUUACCACAAAAGCGAUUA